Trifolium pratense (red clover) is the source of this 672-nucleotide messenger RNA. RefSeq lists its product as uncharacterized. Gene Ontology annotation, molecular function: DNA binding. Bases 1 to 672 code for a protein of 223 amino acids. NCBI's taxonomy places the organism in Eukaryota, Viridiplantae, Streptophyta, Magnoliopsida, Fabales, Fabaceae. The record is from RefSeq and is a predicted model, not a curated record. The transcript has 3 exons.
AUGGCUCCAUCAACAAGACAAGUUGAGGUUAAGAACAAAGGAAAAUUUGUUACUGCUUAUAUCAUUGAUCAGCCAUAUGGUGAAAUGAGUCCGAAAAUUAUUGAAAAGAUUUAUCAUGAACUUGAAGAAGAAGUUGUUGUGUUUGAUAGAGAAAACCGUUCCUUGAAAGUUAAGUUCAAUCGAUCAAUUCAACAUCCUCUUAUUGUUGGUGGGUGGUCAGAAAUGAGAGCUCAUUAUGGAAUUGAUAGAAACAGAAUAUUAGUCAUGACUUAUGUGGGUAAAAACCGUUUUAUACUUGAUUUUCUAAAUCAAGAGUUUAAUCCAAACAAGUUGCCUACUUACCAUAGUUAUUAUCACUUUGCUGCUGAUCCUGUGACAUUUAAUGUCACACUCACUCCUUAUCUUGCUUCUGUCUCUCAGUUGUCCUUAAACAAAGACUUUGCUACCUACAUAAGGAAUUCUGGAUUCGAUAGUGUGGUUCUCUAUGGUCCUCAAGGUGAUGAGGUACCUUGCAAACUUGUGCUGAGGAAUUCUAGAAAUAAAGAGUACACAAAAAUUGGUACAGGUUGGAAGAAUUUCAUUAAUAUAAAUGGAUUUGUUGCUGGAGAUGUGCUCAACCUUAAGUUUGUCAACAAAGCAAAUAGCAAUUUGAUGAAAGUUGUCAAAAUCUAA